AUGCCAAACCCCGACGCAGACUUCCUCCGCAUCCGCGACAACAUCUCGCGCAGCCUCACCAAUCUCACCACUCAGAUCUGGUCGCUUGCCGACGUUGACGGGGACUCCACGCAAGCCAGCGAGAUCCCGCCAACGCCUCGCCUCGGCCCAGGCAGAUUCGACUCUGGAAGCCCAGCCAUCCCGCCUCCAACGCCGCGUGCUGCAGGCCGAGAGGAUGCGAACCGCGGGGUGGAGCGUGUUUUGAAGAGGAAUGAGGAGCUCCAGAGUGAAAUCGCGGCGUUGCGGAUCCAGCUCCAAGAUGCGCAGGCGCGAGCUGGGGGUGGCUGGGACUUAUCUGCUUCAGCCUGUGUGGAGGAAGAGAUGGCACGGAUGCCGGGAGCAUAUCCUGCGGAGAUUUCGCCGGUCGAGGCUGGGGUUGAGGUUGCAAGGACGGAGACAGGGCCAGAAAUUGAAGAGGUUGAUCGAAGAGCGAGGCGCUCAGGGCGGGUUGAAGAAAUCGCGAGAGGAAAGCGAAGGGCGAAAGGAAGAGCUACAAGAUGCGAAGCACGAGUAUGA
Trematosphaeria pertusa is the source of this 555-nucleotide messenger RNA. RefSeq lists its product as uncharacterized. The record is from RefSeq and is a predicted model, not a curated record. The transcript has a single exon. Lineage: Eukaryota; Fungi; Ascomycota; Dothideomycetes; Pleosporales; Trematosphaeriaceae. Bases 1 to 555 code for a protein of 184 amino acids.